Molecule: messenger RNA, 4860 nt
Organism: Eublepharis macularius
Lineage: Eukaryota; Metazoa; Chordata; Lepidosauria; Squamata; Eublepharidae
Gene: NIPAL4
Product: NIPA like domain containing 4
Exons: 6
Coding region: 150-1358 (402 amino acids)
Biological process (GO): magnesium ion transport
Cellular component (GO): membrane
Molecular function (GO): magnesium ion transmembrane transporter activity
Source: RefSeq, a predicted model, not a curated record
AGGAGCAGAAGUGCAGCAGCGGAGCAGCGAACGGCGGGCGCCCGGGCGGCACGCACCCCCUCCUCCCCUCCCUCUGACAGCAGCCUGGCCUGGGCAUCGGCUGCCCGGGGAUGCGCUGACCUCGCUCGAGCCUUGGCAGGAGCAAGCACAUGGAGAGACCGCAGCCUUUCUGGGUGAACAGCAGCUGCGCCAACGGUUCUUUGUUGACCCUGACUUGCCUGUCUUGGCAGGCAGUCUGUCAGGUCAUUGGGAAUGUCAGCUCAACAAUCUCACCUCAUGAAAAUCAUACCUUGGAUUCUGACUGGAUGGUGCAGGUAGAAAACAAAUAUGGUUUCUACAUUGGCUUGGCCCUGGCCAUAUUCUCCAGCUUUCUCAUUGGCAGCAGUGUUAUCCUCAAGAAGAAAGGACUGCUACGGUUAGUGGAGAAAGGAGGCACCAGAGCAGGGGAUGGAGGUCAUGGAUACCUAAAGGACUGGCUGUGGUGGGCUGGUUUGGUCACCAUGGGUGGAGGAGAAGCUGCCAACUUUGCUGCAUACGCCUUUGCACCUGCAACCAUUGUUACUCCUCUCGGAGCACUGAGUGUGCUUAUAAGUUCCAUUUUGUCUUCAUAUCUGCUUGGAGAGCGGCUCAAUCUGCUGGGGAAACUAGGUUGCAUGCUGAGCAUUGUGGGCAGUACAGUACUUGUGAUUCAUGCUCCUGAGGAAGAGGAAGUUACCACUUUGAAUGAGAUGUUCUCUAAACUGAAAGAGCCGGGUUUCCUUGUUUAUGCUGGCAUUCUCUUGGUGAUCUGCCUAAUUCUGAUUUUCUUUGUGGCACCCCGUUAUGGCCAAACCAAUAUUCUGAUCUACCUCACCAUCUGUUCUGUGAUUGGAGCAUUCUCAGUAUCGUCAGUCAAAGGGCUGGGUAUUGCCAUCAAGGGGUUUUUUGCUCACCGUCCUGUUUUGCAAAAUCCAUUGACCUGGAUCCUCAUCAUCACAUUGGUAGCCUCUAUCACUACCCAAAUCAACUACCUCAAUAAGGCUCUGGACAUUUUCAACACCUCCAUGGUUUUCCCCAUCUACUAUGUGCUAUUUACCACCAUAGUCAUCACCACUUCAGUUAUUCUCUUUAAAGAAUGGGUCAUGAUGUCUGUACUGGACAUUAUUGGGACAAUAUGUGGAUUCCUCACCAUUAUUUUAGGAGUGUUUUUACUUCAUGCCUUCAAAGAUGUGGAUCUCAGUUUAAGGACCCUACCACAAAUACUUCAGAAUACUGACCAGACCCCGGUAAUCAAGGAUGACAAGAAUAUCCUGAUAGAACUUGAUAAUUCUGGCACCACAGUUGACAGCAAACCCAAAGUAUUCAUGAUAUAUAGCUGAAACCCAAAAUAACAAAUUCUGUAGCUUCAGAGACUUGGACCAGACUGUAUGUGGCUAAGCCUGAACAUUCAAGUUUGCAUUAAAUGAAGCUUGACCAUAUAUAUCUUAUGAAAAAUACAUCUUCUUUGAACACGAUGAAUAAGCUCCUCCACCAAUCUUUUUUUGCUUAGUGAUCCCUUUGGUCUUUUAGAUUUUGGCAUUCCACUGCACAUUCUUCUCUCUGUAUAGAAUUGUAAUGGAUGACAUUAUUAUGCCUUGUUUCAAGCCAACAGGAAGAUCUUCACUGGUAAUUUGAAGAAAUCCGGUUUCUUGCCCAAUGGCUGAAGUUGCUGCUAUACUCCUGUACAAGACAUCUAAAAAAUAUGCAGCUCAGUGUCACCUCAAGUGUGUAACAGCAGAAUAGUCAGAAGAAAUUUCCUCUGACAUUAUCUUUAGUGUGCCUAAGAGCAUGAAGAAAAAAUGUUUUGCACGCAACCUCUGGACUCUAUUAGACCAAAGAGAGUAUUGCAUUUUGAAGUUUCUGAUGCCUCAAAAACACUGAAAGUGUUACAGAAAAUAUAUGGUGGUACUUAUUCUGAAAAGCUAUGUCAGAGAGAUACUGUGCUAAAAUUGACAUAGAAGCUUUAUGUUAUUUCCUGGAAGUUCUUGAUAUGAGGAAGAAUUCACUUGUGUGACCCUCUGUUCUCUGUAGUGGUACAAUCCCAAUGGGACUAGACCAUAAGUAUGCUUCUUUGUAGAUUUUACAAGAUAGUAUCUUGUAUGUAUCCCGUUUACAUCCACAUCAAGUCCCUUUGGGUUUCCACCACUCUAAAUAGUAUUUGCUAAAAUUGCUGGUCUUAGCACAUUAAUGAUGUCAUUCAGUACUGCUGAUUCAUAAUGCAGCCUCAGUUUUUCAGUACCCAGGAAUAGUAGGUUAAUUUUGAUAGUGUUUUGAUUUCUUGGCCCACAAUGUCUAUGCAAUAACAACCUGGGGGAAAAUAUGCAAAAUCAGAAGAUAUCCUAUAUCCACAAGUACACUUUUGAUAAGACAAAAUAUUCUUUGUAGUUCUAUUAAGUUGGCAAAUAGAUUUUAUGCCUGACAAAUUGGCAUGAUGGUUUUACAGCUCUGCUCAAGGAUGAACAUAAACAUCUGUUUACCAUGUGGCAGGUUACUGCAAGGCAUAGAGAUGCAUGGCAGUGUCCUGCAGUGUAGAAUUUUGCCAUGUUCUCACUUUUCUAAUUAACAACAGACAACAUGGUAAAAUUCUUCUUAUGGUAUAUUCAGAUGCUAAAGCCCAAUGUUUCCCUUGUCUCGUGGUUGAAUGCCUACUGCUGGAAGAUACUGCUUGGGCAUCAUACAUCUGGUGCCCAAGUGGCAUCUUUCCCAUGAUGUUUACCCCUUGACAUCUUAUCAGCAGACAACAUUUGAGGAUAUCUUUUAAAAUCAGAACAUGCACUCCUCCUAUGUUACCUCGAGGCAAUGAAAUGACGAAUGGUGCUGCUGCAUCUCAUACACUGUCAAAGUAGUGCAAAAACUGCUGUUUGUAGGUCACGUGCCUCAACUGUAUACAAAGAAAACAAUGGUGCCCCUCAGUUUUGUUUGGAAAACUAUGCUCUGCUUCAUUUAAAUGGAGUAGCUCAAUAUGCAAGAGAAGGGAGGGUGGGAUAUAAAUUGAAUAAAACAAACAAACAAAAACGGAGCCUGUUCUCAGUAAGGUUUGUAACUUGGAACCGUGUGUAUUUAUUUUCAGGUGCCUUCUGUAAGAAGAAGAGUGAGUACAAGGGAAGAAUUAUGCUCCCUAAUGUUAAAGAACUGUGUUUUCUCUCUGUGUUUGUGACAUCCCGGAUAUGACCAUAAUGAUGUAAGCUGGGAUUAAGGCUGUUCAAACUUCUGGUGUUUAGAGUGUGAUGACAAGCGAAUGAGAUAGGCCUCCCAGGAAUGCUUAUCAUCUUUCCUUGGUCAAUGAAAGUGUUUUCUUAGCCUAGAUGACCAAGAUGUUAUAAAAAUAGUAUGUAAUUUAAUUGAUUGUGGGAAUCCACCUAAGGUCUACAAAGCUGAUUUACAAGCAAGACUUUUAAAAAUCAUGAGACUGUUGAGCCAUGUAUGAGAUUUUUUUCCUUUGAUUGUGAUUUCUAGAUUAGCAUUUUUCAGACAACAACAUGGAGAUAUUUUUUUGUAAGUUUCUGUUUCUUAAACCCAAAGUUACCAAAGUUGGUAGACAGAACAUUCACAAAACUAGCUGACACCCUGAACUUCUGGAGCAACAGCAAACUAAAUUGUUUGAGUGCAGGCUCCCAGUUAACAGAGGAGACUGUUCAUGUUCCUGUGACACCAGCAGUUAAUCCACAGCCCCAAGGUGCUAUUGUGGUAGCAGAGAACGGCAUGGGGGCUUUUGAAAAUAACUGUGCUUCCAUCUAGUUCAACUUGUCAGAAAGCUGCAUUGGAAAAGAACUGCAUUAAAAGGAGAUGGGAUAGUGUUUUGUGAUGUAACUGCUCUUCUGCCUUCCACAUAAUGCUGAUUUUUCUGUUGCUGUGCAAGCAGAAGCCCUGCCAAGUGCUGUCCGUCUUCUCAGAUUAUGAUACCCCCCCUCGUCCUUUUAGACGAUCCUUUUUAAAAAAUCCAUAAAGCAACCUUUGGCACAUGCAGGUGACCCUGGCUGUUACAGUGUUUAUGCCAAAUUAUUCCCGCUCUUUGUCCCAGUUUCUCUGUGUGUAACCCUCUACUUGGCACUUAUCACCAUUUCCAGUGGAAAAGGUAAUUCUAAUGUCCGAUAACUUUGAAAUUUAUAAUAUGUAUAUUUGAAAUUAGUCACGCUGAUGCAUUUCUAGAUACUACUGAGACCUUUGGAAGUCCUAUAUUAAAAUGAUACUGGAAGCCUACUUAGGGAUGCUUAGACCUGAUGACCCAAUUGAGCAAGCCAUUUUCUGAGGUCUUACUACUGGCAUGUGGGACUAAUUCAUUGAUUUAGAUCACUGAUACACUGUAUUUGAGCUCCCACAGCUGCCUACAGAAUUCUGGUUCUCAUUCUCUGCUCUGCUUCAGGUUGUAAGUAUGAAGGUAUAUUUUUGUCAAGGUGAGGUUAGACCUUUAUGAAAAAUUAAAAUAUAUGCACAUUCUGUACGAUUAUCAUAGCAGUUAGGAACUUUAGAAUGCAUGCCAUCUUCAUUGGGUUGGAUAAAGGAGAGGGGGGGCCUUAAUUGUGGACCAACUAUUAUUAGAGAACAUGUAAGUUCCCAGCUCACUGGAGAGAGCAUCUUCUAAAACACUGCAGUCAAAAGUGCAGUUUGUUGUGCAAAAGAAAAAAAAAGGGGGGGGGGAGCCUGAAGCUACAAGAUCAAGGCAAUGUGGCUACAUUGCCCACAAAAUCUUUUAAAAUUCUUGGGGUCUUUGUUGCUUAUGAAUGUGUUUGACAAUUAAAUAAGAUCAUUGUAGCUUUGUAAAUAGUUUUGAUGUACAACUGGGAUUUGUCCUCAAGUCUGAUCAUAUGACAUUUCAACACUGUUUAUUUGUACUUGGAGAGA